Brugia malayi is the source of this 174-nucleotide messenger RNA. RefSeq lists its product as uncharacterized. The record is from RefSeq and is a predicted model, not a curated record. NCBI's taxonomy places the organism in Eukaryota, Metazoa, Nematoda, Chromadorea, Rhabditida, Onchocercidae. The transcript is spliced from 2 exons. Bases 1 to 174 code for a protein of 57 amino acids.
AUGCCAUGGGGCAUGUUAUGGUACGGAACAGUGCGUUUUGUGGUUGAGUUUUUUCGUGAACCAGAUUAUCAAGUUGGUUAUUUGUGGCUUGAUUUAACCAUGGGAGUUGCUUUCAAUAUUUAUGAUUCUGCUAGGAAUAAUCGUGUAUUUGAGUGCAUUAAAUUCGAAAUUUAA